Molecule: messenger RNA, 1256 nt
Organism: Hyposmocoma kahamanoa
Lineage: Eukaryota; Metazoa; Arthropoda; Insecta; Lepidoptera; Cosmopterigidae
Gene: dare
Product: NADPH:adrenodoxin oxidoreductase, mitochondrial
Exons: 2
Coding region: 74-1126 (350 amino acids)
Biological process (GO): ubiquinone biosynthetic process
Cellular component (GO): mitochondrion
Source: RefSeq, a predicted model, not a curated record
CCGUGAGAGAUGGGGAGACUUAGGUUUUCGCUUUGCCUUUUCAUCACAUUAUAAAAUAUAAUUUCCUAUCUUAAUGGCUAAUAACGGAAUAAAAAUGGCUGCCAGAAUGAUAUCGACGGUUCCUAAAGUGUUCCCUCGUGUUUGUAUUGUGGGGGCUGGGCCAGCAGGAUAUUAUGCGGCUAUGCACCUUACAAAAAAUUUAGAUAACGUUAACAUAGACAUCAUCGAAAAGCUACCGGUCCCGUAUGGCCUGAUUCGAUAUGGCGUUGCUCCAGACCACCCGGAAGUAAAAAACGUCAUAAAUCAAUUUAACAAAGUGGCCCAAAAAGAUAAUGUAAACUUCUAUGGGAAUAUUGCUUUGGGGAAAGACAUAACACUUUCGCAGCUACGUCAACAUUAUCACGCUGUAUUACUCACAUAUGGAGCAGAAGAGGACAGAUUACUUGGAAUUGAAAAUGAAGAUGGGCACAACAUAAUAGCUGCCAGAAACUUUGUUGGAUGGUACAAUGGACUGCCCAGUGAUAAAGAUCUUAAAGUAGAUUUAUCUGGACACACUGCUGCUAUUCUUGGGCAGGGAAAUGUCGCCUUGGAUGUAGCAAGGAUAUUAUUAACACCUAUAGAUAAAUUAAAACAAACGGACAUCACAGAACAUGCUUUGAAUACUUUAGCAGAGUCUAAAUUGAAAGAGCUAUAUCUUAUUGGUAGGAGAGGACCCCUCCAAGUAGCUUUUACUAUUAAAGAACUUAGAGAACAACUUAAACUGGAAAACUGUAAAACAAUAUGGAGAGAAAAGGAUUUUGAAGGAGUGGCAGAUGUAGUGAACACUCUACCACGCCCAAGGAAAAGAUUGACUGAGUUAAUGUUGAAAUCUUUGAGUGAGACUCAAACCUCAAUCGGCAGAGCAGAAAAGUGUUUUAAACCAGUGUUCUUUAGAGGCCCAGAGAAGUUCUUGUUAAAUGAUCAAAGACAUGUGACUGGUAUUGAGUUAGUAUGCAACAGACUUAUUGGAGACAAAUUCGAGGAACAAACAUGUGUGCCAACAGGGGCUAUGUGGCUAAUGAAAAGGGACGUGUCAUUGAAUACACACCACAGGAAUUGGGUAGAUUGUAUGUGGCUGGGUGGCUAGGUACUGGACCAGUCGGUGUGAUUUUACACACUAUGGGUAAUGCAUUUCAAGUUGCAAAAACAAUAUGUGAAGAUUUUCAAAGCCAUAACAUGCAAUCUAAAGCUGGCUUUAAUGAAAUUAAAAAAGUGUU